AUGAAGCAUGAAAAAGCACCUAAAUCAUUUGAACUAUCACAUCUUAUUGUAAAAGAAAAAGAAAAUGUCAGUGAUAGUGAAGAUAUAGAGGUUUAUGGAGGAUAUUCAGUGUUUAUUAAGAAUAAAGAAGAAACACUUAAUGAAAAACGUCAAUGGGCAGUCAAAAUAAUCUUAUUAGCAUUAAUUUCAAGUUUUUCUCUUGGUAUUUAUUAUUUUGAAAAUAUUUUUCAUUCUGGGAUAUAUGGGGCUUAUAUGUUAAUUAAUUCUUUGAUUCCAAUAAUAUUUAUUUUCAUUAUUGAAAAAUACGGAAUACGUUUUUCUCCAAUAUAUAUUACAGGCACUAUAUUUUUAGGUCAUUGUCUUUGUAUUGUUGGAAUAUUUUUGCACAUGAAAUAUUUUACUCUUUUAGGACUGUUUAUAUCCAAUUUUUGUAUUAAUCCACUUGUUAUGUUGCAAGAAAUACUUAUAAUUGAAAUAUUUCAGCAAGAUAAACUGGGUUUUCUCAUUUCAAUUAUACUAAGUAUUCAGAAAUUAAUUGAAUUUAUAUUUUCUUUUUUAAAAAAUAAUUUUGAUAAAAAUUUAAUACAAAACAAAAUCUUUUUUGUUACUUCUUUGAUGUUGUCGUUAUUUUCUUUUUUUCUAUCUCUAAUUUACAACAAAGCAAUAAAUAAAAACAAGAAAGUCUUAUACGUAUUCAUUAACAAAAAAGGAGUUUUUAAAAAUAUAGAAACAAUGUCAGUUUAUUUUUGGUGGUAUUUAUUAGUUUGUUUUUCAUGUAGUUGUAUUUGGAAUCCUUUUGUCAGUUUUUUGACUAAAAUUAAGCAUACCUACUUUUUAGAAAAUAUAAUUACAGCAGAUUUUUCGUCUAGGAUUUUAUUAUUAUCUUUUUUAUUAUAUCCCAUAAUAGGAUGGGUUAAUGAUCAUUAUGGUCAUCGUCUUAUAAUACUAAUGAUUUCACUGUUUAUGUCAUUAUUAAGUUUUAUGUCUUUAUUACUACCAAUUAAAUCAAAUAUAGUUUUCAUUACUCUAUUUUCUCUUGGACAAGGCGUCUCGUCUAUUAUUUUAAUUAUACUAACUUUAUAUAUUUCAAAAAACGUAUUAAUAGCAUUUGGGUUUUAUAAAACUAUAGAAAUAUCUGGAAAUACUAUAAUGGAUUCUCUAGUAAAUAUUGUAUUAAAUUUAAAAAAGAAAAGAACUUUAAAUAAUACGGAUAUUAACCUUAUUGUUAUGCUAUUUACCACAUUAAAUAUGUUUUCACUGGUGUUUCUUGCUUCAUUCUAUCGACAUGAUAGCCUUUACAACAAAAGAUAUAUCAAUAAUUGCCUUUUUACUUUAUUUAACAAAAAAUCUAAAAUAAUAUACCAAGAUAUAAUAUUUAGAUCAAAAGAAAUUUCAUUGAAAUUAACUAAAAUCUUUCUAGGACUCAUUGUCACUGGGUUAAUUUUAACUUGGAUAUUAUAUAUCAUUACAAUUUCACAAUGA
This is a messenger RNA of Pneumocystis jirovecii RU7, 1482 nucleotides long. RefSeq lists its product as uncharacterized. Bases 1 to 1482 code for a protein of 493 amino acids. The transcript has 11 exons. The record is from RefSeq and is a predicted model, not a curated record. Lineage: Eukaryota; Fungi; Ascomycota; Pneumocystomycetes; Pneumocystales; Pneumocystaceae.